UUCACGCCAAUCUGUGUUUCCACUGUGUCGGAAUUCUCGCUCAUAGAAGACUUCGCGCUAUGUAAUAAUAUUAGCUUCGCUUAUACAAUCAAAAACAUGGCUGUUCGUCUCGUUAGCGCUUUACUGGCGGCGUACUUCCUGGUUGUACUAUUUGCCGCCUGUGCGGAGCGAAAUGAGCGGCUGCAGAUACGCAACGGUAGCGUGCGGUCUGCUGCAGCGGUCCGCUUCAACCCGACGCUGGAUAUCCGCGUAAUGCAUUAUUACUACGACGGUAACUGCGAUCCUGAGUUCUGGAAUUCCCGUAAAUGCGAUCCACAUUUCACCAUCACGUACAGCUGGGUUAACACCGAGGGCAUUACCCGAACCCAAUCGCAGACCCAUAGCGGAGGCGAGGAUGUAGUCGAGAUCAACUUUCCUGUCAGAGUGCGCCUCACCAGGCCCGUCCAGCGCAACAGCACCGCCACCGUUCGGAUUGUGGUGGUCGAUAAAGAUUUCACUUUUAACGAUGAUAUCGGAAACUUUUUCUUUGAUUUUAGUAUUCCAGGAGGACCUGGCAAUUAUAUCCCCACCACGGUGACGAAGCAUUUGUCGAAUGGUGCACGAAUGUCCGUUGAGUUUAGCGUGCGCUUUUAACCUACUCAUCAGCAUGCCAUUCACUGCUCUUACUAUACUUUAUAAUAAAUUUUGGUAUCACAUUUUUGGUACCACAUUUUUGGUUGCACGGUUGCACC
This is a messenger RNA of Paramacrobiotus metropolitanus, 731 nucleotides long. RefSeq lists its product as uncharacterized. The record is from RefSeq and is a predicted model, not a curated record. The transcript is spliced from 3 exons. Bases 97 to 633 code for a protein of 178 amino acids. Lineage: Eukaryota; Metazoa; Tardigrada; Eutardigrada; Parachela; Macrobiotidae.